GACUGAUGUAAACUGGAAAAACUCCUGGUGAAGCAACUGAGAUCCACGUGACACUGUUAUAAAGAUGGCGUUUAUUAAAGAGGAGAGUGAAGACAUGAGGAUUGAAGAAGUCAUAGUCAAACAAGAAGAAACUGAUGAACAAAUAGACCUGAUGCCACUGAAAGAAGAGAGUCAAGAACUGAAUGAAAUGGAAGAAGAAUAUCAUGAUUUCAUAACUGGGAAAAAAUCCACAAAGACCGAAAAGACUUCCUCACGAAAAAGAGCCCAGAAGAAAUCGUACAGGUUUUGCACCUGCCAUCAGUGUGGAAAGAGAUUCAGUCAAAAACAAAACCUUAAAAUCCACAUGAGAAUUCACACGGGAGAGAAACCGUACACCUGUCAACGAUGUGGAAAGAGUUUCAGUCAAAAAGGGAACCUUAAAAGCCACAUGAGAAUUCACACGGGAGAGAAGCGUUUCAUCUGCCAACAGUGUGGAAACAGUUUCACUCAAAAAGGGAACCUUAAAAAACACAUGGGUAUCCACACCGGAGAGAAGCCGUUCACAUGUGAUCAGUGUGGGAAGAGUUUCACACACAAAGACAUCCUUAAUUCCCACAUGAGGAUUCACUCAAGAGAGGACUGUUUUUUAUGUCAGCAGUGUGGAAGAAGUUUCGCUCAUAAAGUAAGCUUCAAGAUUCACAUGAGAGUUCACACGGGAGAGGAGCCUUACGCAUGCUCUCAGUGUGGAAAGAGUUUCAGAUAUAAACCUUCUCUUGAUUCCCACAUGAGAGUUCACACUGGAGAAAACCCUCACACCUGCAAACUGUGUGGGAAGAGUUUCUCACGAAACGGAUCUCUGAAGACUCACAUGGACAUCCACACCGGAGAGAAGCCGUUCACCUGCCAUCAGUGUGGAAAGAGAUUCAGUCAAAAACAAAACCUUAAAAUCCACAUGAGAAUUCACACGGGAGAGAAACCGUACACCUGUCAACGAUGUGGAAAGAGUUUCAGUCAAAAAGGGAACCUUAAAAGCCACAUGAGAAUUCACACGGGAGAGAAGCGUUUCAUCUGCCAACAGUGUGGAAACAGUUUCACUCAAAAAGGGAACCUUAAAAAACACAUGGGUAUCCACACCGGAGAGAAGCCGUUCACAUGUGAUCAGUGUGGGAAGAGUUUCACACACAAAGACAUCCUUAAUUCCCACAUGAGGAUUCACUCAAGAGAGGACUGUUUUUUAUGUCAGCAGUGUGGAAGAAGUUUCGCUCAUAAAGUAAGCUUCAAGAUUCACAUGAGAGUUCACACGGGAGAGGAGCCUUACGCAUGCUCUCAGUGUGGAAAGAGUUUCAGAUAUAAACCUUCUCUUGAUUCCCACAUGAGAGUUCACACUGGAGAAAACCCUCACACCUGCAAACUGUGUGGGAAGAGUUUCUCACGAAACGGAUCUCUGAAGACUCACAUGGACAUCCACACCGGAGAGAAGCCGUUCACAUGUGAUCAGUGUGGAAAGUGUUUCAGACGUAAAGUAACCCUUAAUGAACACGUGAAGAUUCACUUUAGGAGAUAACAGCUUUAGAUGCCACCAAAAAAUUAUAAAUAUGUGAAUAUGGGAACUAGAUCAACUUUUUUCUUAAUGGAGGGUAAGUAGAUUUCCCAAUACAGGUGGGAAGAUCAAGAAUCGUGUAAUAACUGGAGAGAAGUGUGCCAUCACUAUCUUGAAAUAAUUUGAUCAGUACAAAGCAAAAUCAUUAGUGUUACAUUUUCAGGGACUGUCAAAUACACAGUGUUAGUUUUAUUUU
Molecule: messenger RNA, 1775 nt
Organism: Sinocyclocheilus grahami
Lineage: Eukaryota; Metazoa; Chordata; Actinopteri; Cypriniformes; Cyprinidae
Product: gastrula zinc finger protein XlCGF57.1-like
Exons: 4
Coding region: 65-1543 (492 amino acids)
Biological process (GO): regulation of transcription by RNA polymerase II
Cellular component (GO): nucleus
Molecular function (GO): DNA-binding transcription activator activity, RNA polymerase II-specific; RNA polymerase II cis-regulatory region sequence-specific DNA binding
Source: RefSeq, a predicted model, not a curated record